GGGUAUAUAUACCCCUUUCGUACCAACCAACAGCAGAUCAUUUUGUGAAGCCGAACAGAUCCCGACAGAACUGCAGACCACAUAUCCUCAAAAUGAAAGCACAGUGUGUUGCGUUGCUGUUUGUGAUGGGCGUGGCCUUCGUCACAGCAGGCGGUGUAGAAAUGACAACAGACCCAGCCCCACCCUCGCCACCCUUUGGGGGAAUUCUGGAAGACUUAUCGGCUCCUGUCACAGUGCGGGACCUCUUGGCUCUCGGCUGCAUCCGAGCUCUCCAAGAACAGGAGCUGCUGGGGGAAGUAUUCCGCGAGAGGAAUCCAACACCAACUAAACGCGGCCAAGAGCUGGCCAUCCUUCUUGGUCGCGUUCUGUCCCGUGAUAGAUGGGAACCCGAGAGCCAACAGAUGUCGUCAGAGAGUGUCGAUGACGGACACGGUACUGAUACUCAAGAUACAGCUUCCAUCAAGCCCUACAGCUUCCAUCAAGCCCUACAGCUUCCAUCAAGCCCUACAGCUUCCAUCAAGCCCUACAGCUUCCAUCAAGCCCAGUGCUGA
This is a messenger RNA of Haliotis rubra (blacklip abalone), 551 nucleotides long. RefSeq lists its product as uncharacterized. Lineage: Eukaryota; Metazoa; Mollusca; Gastropoda; Lepetellida; Haliotidae. The transcript has 4 exons. The record is from RefSeq and is a predicted model, not a curated record. Bases 93 to 551 code for a protein of 152 amino acids.